This is a messenger RNA of Symbiodinium sp. CCMP2592, 1539 nucleotides long. The record is from the annotation of a GenBank genome assembly. Lineage: Eukaryota; Dinophyceae; Suessiales; Symbiodiniaceae.
AUGGACCGUCCAGAGCGGCCUGCGCUUCCGUGCAGCUGCGGCGUGGUUUCCAAAAGUGGAGAAAGAUGUGGUGGAGAAUUGGACCCUCGUAUGGUAUGGAUGGGGGAAGACUUGGGAAACUUGGGACUCUUCAGGGUUAGGUGCGCCAAACUCGUUGCUGGAACGGACCGGAGAACAGGCCACUUUGGAGUCUCGCCAGGCAAUCCGAUCGAAUGGAGCUGGUUGGCCAAGAUGCCUCCAGUCAAGGACAGAGAGGAUUGGGCGCGCGGCCUCCGUGAAAAGCUAGUGGAAGCACCUGCGAGCGGAGCAGCUUCACGUAACAAGGUCAGAAAAGACCCACCACCCCAAGCACAGCAGCAGGGAAAGAUUGAAGAGAAAGAGACAAAGGAUGACAAGAAGGCAAAGAAGGACAAAACGGCAAAAAAGAAGGAGGACCAUGAGAAGAAGGCCAAAAAAGAAGCCAAGCGCAAGAAGGAGAAAAAGAGAAAGACCAGCUCCAGUUCAAGCUCUAGCGACGAGAAGCCCGCCAAGAGGAAGAGGAAGAAGAAGGGCUCCAGCUCAAGCGAUGAGAAGCCCGCCAAGAAGAAGAAGAGAAAGGACAGGUCCAGUUCAAGCGAAUCCGCAAAGGUCAAGAAGGGGCAGCAGGUGGUGCGAGAAGAGGUGCCAAGAGCAUUGGCUAAUGCUGCACAUGCGGAGAACGGUGGUAACGGACGCUCUGUGGCGACCGAUGCAGGAGGGGAGCCACAAAAGUUGGUGGCUUUCAGAGUGAGCGGCUUUGAGACCCCCUUCCUCAACGGCCUCUAUAGGCGGCGAGAGGACAGGCUUACACCUGGGCCGCGUGAGCAAUGGGGCACCCCGAAGUACGCGACAUUCUGGAAGGGCGAGGACAUGUUCAUCUACUGGCUGUCAGUGCCGCCAAAGACAAGAUACGUAUUUUGCCAGCGGACUGACAAAGUCGGGGCUGCACGGGCGAUUAGUAGUUCAUCUCUGCAGGGCUUGUGCGGCAUAAACCACGGUGGUUCCAUGAAGCCUGUAGAUGCGACGCUCGUGCAGGAGCUGGUGAACACCCCCGCCAUAGCCUUCUUCAGCCAAAGCAGACAGAGGUGGUAUGAGAGCUUGGACACUGCCGACUCUGAAUGGUCAUGGGCCAGAGGCGUGGUUUACAAGCAGCUCACUCCAGCCGAACUCGAACAGCAGGACACUGAGGACUAUUUCAACAGCUUUGGUGAUGUUGGUGAUGACGAGGAGGAAGCAGUGCGAUAUUCCUUGGCACAACCUUCUCAGACACCCGCCCAACCGACGGCAUCCAUGCCACAGUCACAGACAGAGGCUUAUCCCCUGUCGCACCCCGCUCAGGCAGGCAUCCAACCGAGCCCGUACAUGCAGACCCUACCUUUCGGCGGAGUGCAAGCAGUCACAGGCCCAACGCAGGCGCCCUGCCCGCAGCCAAAACGUCGACUGCCACCACCCCUGGAUAAGCGUGAGGCUGGACAAGGCAGGUCGUACUUGUAUGAGCCUGGUUUUCGCACAGAUCUUUAA